Molecule: messenger RNA, 8643 nt
Organism: Conger conger (European conger)
Lineage: Eukaryota; Metazoa; Chordata; Actinopteri; Anguilliformes; Congridae
Gene: chd8
Product: chromodomain helicase DNA binding protein 8
Molecular function (GO): ATP-dependent chromatin remodeler activity; protein binding; ATP binding
Source: RefSeq, a predicted model, not a curated record
AGGCCGUCAGUCAGUGAUUGGCUGAUGGGCAUCUCGCCUUUCACCACAUCGGAAGAGAAAGAUUCCAGAUCUUGAGAAAGAGAGGAGAACAGAGGCAGGGAGUCUCAGGAGGAGGAGGAGAAGGAGGAGGAGGAGGAGGAAGACUUGAGGAGGAUUGCCACCGACAUCUUGUGCUCUUCUCUCUCUCUCUCUCUUUCUCUAUCUCUCUCCGUCCCCGUCCCAGUACAGAAGGAAACUGAAUCGAGUUCAUCAGACGGUGAAGUCUAUCCCUGCCAGUCUAAAAAGGAGUGAACAAACUCUUUCUUUCAAUGAAGAAGGUGCAUUGAUCGUGUUCAACGGCUCAACAGGCUGAUUAACAGUGCUCGCUCUGGGUGUUUCGUUGUGUCGUUAGUAUAAUUUUUUCUUACCUCUGCGGAGCCUUGCUCGUCCCGGGGCGUGUUUCUGUGCGAUCCCGCCUCUGUGAUUGGGUAGAUCGGGAGUGGGCGUGGCCUGUGAAGCGUCAUGGCGGACCCCAUCAUGGACCUGCUGGACGACACGCCGCUCUUCAGCCUGGACGCGCUGCCCGAGGCCUUCACCCACGGCAACUCGGACCCCGUGGAGGAGGCACUCAAGCUGGCGCUGGGGCAGUGUGGAUCUGCCCUCGCCCUCCCCCUCUCCCGCCCCCGCCCCUGCCCCGUCCCCGACCGUGCAGGUGUCCCUGGCGUCCGCCAUGCCGGUGACGAUGCAGUCCGUCGUCGCUGCACAGGGCAUGCCCUGUGGUCAGCAGCUCCGGGCCAGACGACCGUCCUGCUCAGCUCCCCCCUGACCACCACGCAGGCCCAGCAGGGCGCCCCCAAAAUAGUCAUCCUGAAGGGCCCACAGGUGGCAGGCCAGGUGCUGCAGGGCUUGGCCGGGACCGGGGGCUCCCCCGGCGGGAAGCUCACCAUCGCCCGCGUGCUGACGGGGACCCCGCUGCGGCGCUUGUCCAUCGUUUCCGGGGGGACGGUUUUGAACGCGACGCAGACGCCGGCGCCCCAGGGCCAGGUGAAGGUGGGCACGGGCGUGCAGCGGCUGGUGCAGUCCCCAACGGGCCGCUGAAGGCAGGUGCUGCUGACCUCUGCUGCCCAGACGCAGAUGCAGACGCAGAUGCAGACGCCGCAGGUCCAGAUCCACACCCAGCCGCAGGUCCAGAUCCACACCCAGCCGCAGGUCCAGAUCCAGACUCAGAUGCAGCUGCAGACGACCCAGGCACAGCUGCAGACUGCGCAGGUGCAGACACAGUCCGCCGGAGUCCGGCCGCAGGGAGUCACCCUGACCACUGUGCCGCAGCAGGGUGAGGCGAAGCGGAUCACUCUGGUUCUGCAGCAGCCGGCCCAGGCGGGGCAGGGCGGGGCCGUGGCUGUGGGGGGGCGCGGGUCAGGCAGCAGCAGCCGGCUGGUUCUGGGGUCCCUCCCGGGGAAGCUGAUCCUCCAGGGGGGCCAGCUGGCUGCACUGACCCAGGCCAGGCAGGGCAGACCGGGCACCCAGCCCAAAGUGCUCACCAUCCAGCUGCAGGUGCAGCAGCAGCCCAACGCACAGGGGGCCAAGUUUCAGCUGGUCUCUGGAGCCCUCGGUGGCAGCCCCCAGGUGGUGCAGAUCUCGCAGGGGCAGGGCGGCCAGAGGCUGGCUGUGCCCUACUCCCUCUCCCUCUCCCCGCAGGCCGGGUCCUCCACAGCAGGGGGCGCCGUCUCAGUGGUGAAGGUCAUCACACGUCUGCGGCCCGGCUCGGCGGCGCUCACCACCACCACGGCCUCGUCGGCCGCCGCAGCCUCGCGCUCCAAGGCCCAGGAGCCCCUGCGGCGCGUGGAGACGCUGUGCAAGCAGGAGAAGGCCAACCGCAUCGUGGCCGAGGCCAUCGCCCGCGCCAAGGCCCGCGGCGAGCGCAACAUCCCGCGCGUGCUCAACCAGGACGAGCUCCCCCCAACGCCGACGCCGCCGCCGCCGCCGCCGGCCUGGCCACGCCCGAGUCUGGGCGGGGCGCUGCCCGGCUCCGCCCCCGCGGGGAAGAAGAAGGGCGUGAGGGGGCGGGGGCCAAGAAGAAGAGCCCUCGGCGGCGGGGAAGGGUGGGGCCGGGCGGGGGCGGCGGCGGCGACAGAAGGGCAAGGCCAAGGCCGCGCCCGGGGGUGUGGCGGGGGGCGGGGCCGCCGGGGGCGGGCGCGGUCGAGGGGCGGGGGCCGGCGGGAUACGAUCACUCCAGUCGGGGGGAAGAAGAGGAAGAGGACGGGGUCGUCGGAUCACUCUGAGGGGGAGCUGAGCCCCCCCGCCUCCCCCCGCACCCUGGAGGAGGACAUGCUACAGAAGAGGCGCUCCAACCGGCAGGUGAAGAGGAAGAAGUACACGGAGGACCUGGACAUCAAGAUCACGGACGACGAGGACGAGCAGGACGAGGACGUGGACGUGACCUCCAUGGCGGGGGCCCCCGCGGUGGGGCCCGGGCCCUCGCUGGGGGGGGCCCAGCUGCAGCACGACCUGCCCGCGGUCGACGGGGACGGCCUUCCCAGCAUGCCGUUCUUCGUGGAGAAUCCCAGCGAGGAGGAUGCUGCUAUAGUAGACAAAGUGCUGUCCUUGAGAAUCACCAAGAAAGAGAUCUCUCCUGGACAGUACAUGAAUGUGGAGGAGUUCUUUGUCAAAUACAAGAACUACUCGUAUAUGCACUGUGAGUGGGCCACGUUGGAGCAGUUGGAGAGGGAUAAGAGAAUUCACCAAAAGCUCAAGCGCUUUAAGACCAAGAAAGCCCAGAUGAGGCACAUCUUUCAGGAGGACGAGGAGCCCUUUAACCCCGACUACGUGGAGGUGGACCGCAUCCUGGACGAGUCUCACAGUGUGGACAAGGACAACGGAGAGCCUGUAGUGUACUUCCUGGUGAAGUGGUGCUCCCUGCCGUAUGAAGACGCCACCUGGGAGCUGCGGGAGGACGUGGACGAUACCAAGGCUGACGAGUUCCGCAAGAUCGAGGCGCGCCCGGCGCGGCUGAAGAGGACGCCCCGCCCCCCCGCGAGUGCCUGGAAGAAGCUGGAGGAGACGCACGAGUAUAAGAACGGGAACACGCUGCGGGAGUACCAGCUGGAGGGGGUCAACUGGCUGCUCUUCAACUGGUACAACAGGCAGAACUGUAUCCUGGCGGACGAGAUGGGCCUGGGGAAGACGAUCCAGUCGAUGGCGCUGCUGUCUGAGGUGUACGCUGCCGGGGUGCAGGGCCCCUUCCUCAUCAUCGCCCCGCUCUCCACCAUCACCAACUGGGAGCGCGAGUUCGCCAGCUGGACCGACAUGAACGCCAUCGUGUACCACGGCAGCCUGGCCAGCCGGCAGAUGAUCCAGCAGUACGAGAUGUACUGCAAGGACGACAAGGGUCACCUGAUCCCCGGGGCGUAUAAGUUUGACGCGCUCAUCACCACGUUUGAGAUGGUGCUGUCGGACUGCCCCGAGCUGCGGGAGAUCUCCUGGCGCUGCGUGGUCAUCGACGAGGCCCACCGGCUCAAGAACCGCAACUGCAAGCUGCUCGACAGCCUCAAGAUGCUCGACCUGGAGCACAAGGUGCUGUUAACGGGCACUCCUCUGCAGAACACGGUGGAGGAGCUCUUCAGCCUGCUCCACUUCCUGGAGCCGGCCCAGUUCCCCUCGGAGACCGAGUUCCUGCGUGAGUUCGGCGACCUCAAGACCGAGGAGCAGGUGCAGAAGCUGCAGUCCAUUCUGAAGCCCAUGAUGUUGCGCAGACUGAAGGAGGACGUGGAGAAGAACCUGGCGCCCAAACAGGAGACCAUCAUCGAGGUGGAGCUGACGGAUGUGCAGAAGAAGUACUAUCGCGCCAUCCUGGAGCGCAACUUCAGCUUCCUGAGCCUGGGGGCCACUCAGAACAGCAACGUGCCCAACCUGCUCAACACCAUGAUGGAGCUGCGCAAGUGCUGCAACCACCCCUACCUCAUCACAGGCGCGGAGGAGAAGAUCGUGGCAGAACUGCGGGAGGUGUACGACCCGCUGGCCCCGGACUUCCACCUGCAGGCCCUGGUGCGCUCGGCGGGGAAGCUGGUGCUCCUCGACAAGCUGCUGCCUCGGCUGAAGGCCGGGGGCCACAAAGUGCUCAUCUUCUCCCAGAUGGUGCGCUGCCUCGACAUCCUGGAGGACUACCUCAUACACAAGAGGUACCUGUACGAGCGCAUCGACGGCCGCGUGCGGGGGAACCUGCGUCAGGCCGCCAUCGACCGCUUCAGCAAGCCCGACUCGGACCGCUUCGUCUUCCUGCUCUGCACCCGCGCCGGCGGGCUGGGCAUCAACCUGACCGCGGCCGACACCUGCGUCAUCUUCGACUCGGACUGGAACCCCCAGAACGACCUGCAGGCCCAGGCGCGGUGUCACCGAAUCGGACAGUCCAAGGCGGUGAAGGUGUACCGGCUGAUCACCAGGAACUCGUACGAGCGGGAGAUGUUGGACAAGGCCAGCCUGAAGCUGGGCCUGGAUCGCGCCGUGCUACAGAGCAUGGGCGGCAACAAGGACGCCAGCAUCAACGGGAUCCAGCAGUUCUCGAAGAAGGAGAUCGAGGACCUGCUGCGCAAGGGCGCGUACGCGGCCAUCAUGGACGAGGGCGACGAGGGCAGCCGCUUCUGCGAGGAGGACAUCGACCAGAUCCUGCAGCGCCGAGCCACCACCAUCACCAUCGAGAGCGAGGGCAAGGGCUCCACCUUCUCCAAGGCCAGUUUUGUGGCCUCUGAGAACAGGACGGACAUUGCGCUGGACGACCCUGAGUUCUGGCAGAAAUGGGCCAAGAAAGCCGACAUCGACUACGCCACCAUCAACAGGAAGAACACGCUGGUGAUUGACACGCCGCGCGUGAGGAAGCAGACGCGUCAGUACUCCACGCUGCGCGGGGAGGGCGGCGCCGAGCUCUCGGACCUGGACAGCGAUGAGGAGUACCCACCCCACAGCUCCCGACACGCCCGUUCCUCCCGCCGGUCCGAGCGCCACUGUGGGUCCGGAUACGGCCGGACCGACUGCUUCCGCGUGGAGAAGCACCUGCUGGUCUACGGGUGGGGGCGCUGGCGGGACAUCCUGUCGCACGCGCGCUGUAAGCGCAGGCUGGGAGAGCGAGACGUGGAGACCAUCUGCAGGGUGAUCCUGGUCUUCUGCCUGCUGCACUACCGCGGGGACGAGAACAUCAAGAGCUUCAUCUGGGAGCUCAUCACCCCGCCCGAGAACGGCCGUGCCCCCCACACCCUGCUCAACCACUCCGGUCUGUCCAUCCCCGUGCCCCGGGGCAGGAAGGGGAAGCGUGUGAAGGCUCAGAGCUCGUUCGAUGUGCAGAAGGUGGAGUGGAUCCGCAAGUACAACCCCGACGCCCUGCUGCUGGACGACGGAUAUCGCAAACACCUCAAACACCAGUGCAACAAGGUGCUGUUGCGCGUGCGGAUGCUGUACUACCUGAGGCAGGAGGUGAUCGGAGACCACGCCGACCACGUGCUCCGCGGAGUCGAUGCCAGGGAUGUGGAUAUCUGGAUGCCGGAGAUGGAGCUUCAGGAAGUGCCGUCUCGCUGGUGGGACACAGAAGCAGACCGAUCUCUGCUCGUUGGAGUCUUCAAACACGGAUAUGAGAUGUACACCACGAUGCGAGCCGACCCCUGCCUGUGUUUUUUGGAAAGAGUCGGUCGCCCCGACGACCAGGCUAUCGACGCUGAGCAGCACUCUGGAGACGCAGAGAUGGGAGACGGGGGAGAUUUUGACAAGUACUCGGAGGACCCCGAGUUCAAGCCGUUGAGGAGGCAGUACAGAGACCCGUACGAUGAGGCAGACUCCCUGGCGCCGGACGAGGAGAUCUGCGUGGAGGACCGGGCGGGGGAGGAGGCGGGGCCGGCGGGGCCCACGGGGGCGUGCGAUUGGCCGACGGGCUCGUCUCUGACGGCGCGCCUGCGCAGGCUGAUCACGGCGUACCAGCGGAGCUACCGCCGCGAGCAGCUGAAGAUGGAGGCGGCGGAGAAGGGCGACCGGCGGAGGCGCCGCUGCGAACAGGCCUCCAAGCUGAAGGAGAUCGCCCGGCAGGAGCGGCAGCAGAGGUGGACGCGGCGGGAGGAGUGUGAUUUUUACCGCGUGGUCUCCACGUUCGGCGUGGAGCGCGUGAAGGCGGAGGAGGGCGCGGUGCCCGAGGGCGGGGCCACGGAGCUGGACUGGAACCGCUUCCGUACCUUCGCCCGUCUGGACAAGAAGACGGACGAGAGCCUGACGCGCUACUUCAGGAGCUUCAUGGCCAUGUGCCGGAGGGUGUGUCACCUGCGCCCCACACCUGGAGAGGACCCCUCCCUGCUGUCCCAGUCGCUGGCGCCCAUCACAGAGGAGCGGGCGUCGCGGACGCUGUACCGGAUCGGUCUGCUGCGGAGGCUGCGUGAGCGCGUGCUGCCCCACCCCCUGCUGCAGGACCGCCUCCUGCUGGCCCCGCCCUCCGCCGACCUGCCCGCCUGGUGGCUCCUCCCCCAGCACGACCAGCAGCUGCUCCUGGGCGCCUGUCGCCACGGCGUCAGCCGCACCGAGCUGUCCAUCUUCCCCGACACCGCCUUCUCCUUCAGCCAGGCCCGCCUGGACUUCCUGCAGGCCACGGCGGCCGCCUCGCGCAGCUCCACCCCCGGCCCCGCCCCUCCGCAGGGGCAGGGGGAGGCGCCCCGGGGGCCGAUCAAGGAGGAGGGGGAGGAGACUGAGUUGGGGGCGGAGUCACGGCUGCUCGUCGGGGAGGGGUCCGGGGAGAAGGGGGUGGAGUCUCCGGCCCCGAAGCCCCGGGGCGGCCGGGCCGGGUGGGGCUGGAAGAAGUGCCGAACAGGGAGGGGGGGCCGGCGCAGGGAGGGGGAGGGCGGACCGUCCGACACGGAGUCGGAUUCGGACUCUGACUCCUCCGGCUCCUCCCGCCGGAGCGGCAGCUCGGAGGAGAGCGGAGACAGCGACACGGAAGGGCGGAGGGCCCGGGACCCGCUGAAGCUGUGUGAUGUGGAUGAGAACAGCGUCCUCUCCCUGACAAACUCCCAGGAUGGAGCACCCCCCGAUUCAGCCAGCGACCCACUGAGAGCCGAUUGGCCCAAGGACCGGGUGCUGAUAAACCGAUUGGACAGCCUCUGCACGGCGGUGCUGACCGGCUCCUGGCCCGCGGGGCGCCGGCACGCCCCCGAGCCCCAGCCCAACCCGCCGCCCGGGGAGGGCGAGGCCGAGGAGGCCGGCUACACCCGCCUGAUCCGCAAGAACAGCGGCGGCGCCCCUGCUGGGGAGGAGGCCGAAGAGCAGGACACUGAGUUCACCGUCAAACUCCUGAAGGAGGAGGGGCUGAAGUUGACCUUCUCUAAACAAGCCUUGAUGCCCAACGGCUCGGGCGGAGAGGGGAGUGGCCGCCGGAAACGCAGAGACCUGGAGCUGCCGGACCCCGACGGGCCGAGCCCGCUGCAGGCUGCCGAGAGCGUCCCGCGCCGCCGGGACCUGCCCGACUGGCUGAAGGACGAGGGAGACUGUGACAUGCUGGAGCUGCUGGCAAACAGCCGGGGUCAGAGGAAGAGGAGGAGAAGGAAGAAGAGUGAAAAGAUGAAGGACAUGACUGCCCUCACGGGCAGCGAGCGAGUGAAGAUCAUUGACCUCAGGACGGGCAGAAAGUUGGGGAGCAUGCUGGGACCAGUGCUGCAGGAUCUGAAGGACUUUCUAGAGGAGAACCCUGACUACGCCGUCGCACCAGAAUGGGCCGAGGGUGUCCGCAACUCCGGCUUUCUUCCAAACAGCUUGUUCCAUAGGCUGCUCUCCCCGCACCACGCUGGACCUAAAAGAGGCCGCCCCUGCCCCCCGGCGCCUCAGUCCCAGCUCGAGGACCCGCUGCUGGGGGGGGUGGCAGGCGAGACCCUGGUCUCCGACGGGGCCUACAUGAUGGAGGAUGAAGACCUCGACGACAGCGGCGGAAUCGCUUCCUCCCACCACUUCCUGUCGCCCGCCUUCAGCGUCAAGAUGGAGGGCGGCGCUCUGCAGAUGGACGGCGGCGACAGCCUAUCGCAGGGCGGCUACGAGAGCUCAGACAGGGAGGCGGCCAUCUUGGAUGACGUCAUAAUGGGGCCCAAAAAUUCAGACUCUUCGUCCAGCUGUGAAGAUUGAGCGACUGUUCCUUUCCUCCCCCAAUCGAUCAUGAUCCUUCACUUGCCCUUAUUCUAUUCCUCAUGCUUUAUUUUUAUUACUGUUGUUAUUAUUAUUAUUAUUAUUAUUAUAAAUGUUGAUGAAUUAUGGAUGGAUUUGGUUUGGGCUCUUUCUUUUUUUUUUUUUUUUCAGUUUUUUUUCUACAUAGUUAUAUGAAAUGAGCAGUUCAUUCUUUCAGGUUUACACCCACCUUCUCCCCUUGCGCCUCUGUUCUCAUCCUUGGACCCUGCCCCACCCCGCCCCGCCCCGCCCCGCCCUGCCGUGCCCCCCUCCGAAGGCUUGUGGCCUCUACCGAGGGUUUCGGGGCCAGCAUCGCCCUGCGGGAUGCCCUGAUUCCCAUAAUCCUCUGGGCCAGACGUCACUGUUGGUUGGAGGAGAGAAUCCAGAGAAUCUGCAGACAAGUCUCUUUGUGUGCAUCUGUCUGAUUGUGGGAUAAAACUGUUUCAGUUUGGAGUGGAGGGGUGGGGUACAAACUCUUGCUGGAGGAAA